CAGAGACAUCGAUCUCUCUUCACGAGAACCUAAAUCCUCAAUCGGAUCCGUCUCACAUACGAAAGGCCGAGUUCACACCAACCCCAUCUUCACUAGUCUCUAUACUUCCCCACGGGUACUGUCUGUCUUCCGUCGCAGCCAAGCCACAACCGCCCCCAGUCCGGCCGUCCGUCACAUGAAAAUCCGACUCACCCGCACACGCACAUGAUAAUCUCCUUUCCCCACGAAACUCAGGACAACAAACAACAAAUCGCAUAUAACUCUCCUACACCAAUCUCAGACAUCAGACAUUUGAAACCUAUACCACAGCUGAAACAAGAAGGGAAAAGGGGGGGGAAAGAAAGAAAGAAACUAAACCCCUUUGAACCCUAAGGAACGCAUAACCCCCCACCCCACCACUAUGCCAUCUGUACGCCCACCUGCCUCCCUGGCAUCCAGCUCCUCCGAAACCUCCUACUCCCCCUUACCGAACAGCAGCGGCGCAACGGUACCUCACGAUGAACCCGAGGACCGGUCGCCUUCCACCACCCCAACCGGCACCUCUGCAUCCAAACCCAGCGCUGCUGGCGCACAGGAGAAGGAGAAACCGCGACUGACGGAACAAGAGAAAAAGAACAAUCACAUCGCCUCGGAGCAGAAGCGCCGCGCCGCGAUUCGGGAAGGGUUCGAUCGUUUGACGGAGCUGGUCCCUGGCCUGGAGGGGCAGGGGCGCAGUGAGAGUAUCGUGCUUCGGAAGACGGUGGAUUUCAUCCAGCUACAGCUCCAGGAGCGACAGGAGUUGGUGGCGGAGAUUGAACGCCGGGGCGGGCAUAUUGACGAUGCCUUUCGGGUUUGACUGAGGUGGUCGACUGACUGUAUAUGAGCGAU
Aspergillus uvarum CBS 121591 is the source of this 867-nucleotide messenger RNA. RefSeq lists its product as uncharacterized. Gene Ontology annotation, biological process: regulation of transcription by RNA polymerase II. Bases 401 to 835 code for a protein of 144 amino acids. The record is from RefSeq and is a predicted model, not a curated record. Gene Ontology annotation, molecular function: protein dimerization activity; DNA-binding transcription factor activity, RNA polymerase II-specific; RNA polymerase II cis-regulatory region sequence-specific DNA binding. The transcript has a single exon. NCBI's taxonomy places the organism in Eukaryota, Fungi, Ascomycota, Eurotiomycetes, Eurotiales, Aspergillaceae.